Messenger RNA from Babesia microti strain RI, 1881 nucleotides. Its product is annotated as Cg2 protein (CG2). Gene Ontology annotation, molecular function: transcription coregulator activity. Gene Ontology annotation, cellular component: mediator complex. Gene Ontology annotation, biological process: regulation of transcription by RNA polymerase II. The record is from RefSeq and is a predicted model, not a curated record. Lineage: Eukaryota; Apicomplexa; Aconoidasida; Piroplasmida; Babesiidae. The transcript has 3 exons. Bases 1 to 1881 code for a protein of 626 amino acids.
AUGGUAACAUCACAUAUAAUGGACACGGACAUCACGCCCAUUCCAUACGUAGUAUUAGUGACGCGUAUAAUUGAACGAUGUUACUCCGACUGGACUCACUUUUGUCUUAGAGUAAGGAAGGAUGGAAGUGCCAAUAGCAGCCGGUUUAGGGUUGCAUUGGCUCAGUUUUGUAGGAAUCAAAGAGAAUUAUUUUUGAAGCUAAGGACACUGCAUCCUUUUGUAAGACCGCAGACGCAAGGCGCGCUAAAUAGAUUGUUACAGGAUUCAGUUACGGCACAACAAAUCAUGCCUAACAUAAUAAAUUUCAUCAAUCAGACCCUGUGGAGUACGAGGGAAUCACUGCUGCAGAUGGGAUUGAUGGCACCUCCCCCAAAUCUCUCAGCUGCCGUAGACGUUUUGGCCACUAAUAACUAUACUAGAUUACCAGUACUGCUGGAUCAGACGAUUAAAAUGGCUGAUACAGGUGACAUUCAGUUGAUUGACUAUGGAAUUUCUGAAUUUGAUACGGUAAAACGUAGACUUGAUGACGAAUAUUUAAUAUCAUUUAAAAGAUCGUCUGUACCAAAGGAUCGUGUCGAAUUGGUAUAUAAAAAUGGUCAUGUCGAUUUUGUUGUUAAGGGUUACUUUUGUGUCAGUGUUAUUUAUGAUCUUACCAGAUGGCAAGUGCUCGAUGCAGUGUUAAAUAUCGCAGAAGAAAUGAAUAUCCAAUCAACUGGGCUACUUAAGGACUCCUUUUUGCAACUAAUCGAUACGACAGUAGCUUCGACCUACAAUGUAUGUGAUACUCGUGAUAUAAACGCAGCAGAUAUUCAAGUUGAUAACGAUGUUUCAUAUGGCAGUGCUGCGAAUGGUAAGAAAUGUAGUUCUUUAGAUGCGAAUAUUUUUGAAAUAAUAUAUACGGUGGGUAUGAGAUACUGUAUCAAACUUAAGUUGGAACACCUAUACGAACAGGCAAUAAAUUAUAAAUCUAACAGCAAUAGAGUCUCCGAUGUCAAAUUUACUUGUCAAAACAUACCAAUUGUAACCUGCUCGAACGUAUUUACUGGUAUUAUUUCAUUGGAAAUUGAAAUCAAUAGAGUACCACUAUGCAUCGAUACUAGUGAUUACGAAAGCUUAGAAAUUUUGUUUCAAAGAAUCAAUAUUAUGACAUUCAGUUUUGACAUAGAUAAUGGCACCAACGAAUUUUACGAGACAAAAUUCCCCUUCAAAAUAUCAAUCAAGGGAUUGCCUAAUGAUUUAAACACUAAAUGUUUAAACAAUUAUGUAAAUAAAUGCGGUGUGGAAACGUUCCAGUUACACUAUUGGAUAAAUUACUUCUAUUACUCAUUGGAAACACUCAUGUUGGAAUUGUUAAAAAACAUAUUCAAUGGAAGCAUGAGUAGUUUGGCUACUACACAAAUACAGAGUGUCAAUAUCGCAACAUUGUCUAUAUAUGACCAGGGGCAAUAUUUGGGUUGCGUUUCAUUAAGUAGGUUUACCGGAAACAUUCUCUUUAGAGUAAAAAAUAAUUUUAACAGGCUUAGUAAAUUAACCAAGAAACUUAUAGCAUCUGAGUGUGCUGCUUCAAUUGACGCAUUUAAAUCACUUCUGUAUUUAAUUGUCGGGAUUAAUAAAUUGGACAAUUACAAAAACCCUACAAUAAUUAGUUCUAAACGCAUAUAUCCUAUUCACGACGAUUCAAUGAUUGACAUGUUGGAGCGGCUAUUUAAUGGAAGAAUGAUUUAUGGCGAGUUGAAGGAGACAGAUGCUACUGAAGCAUUGUUAUUUGACUGUAAAUGCUAUAAAAUAUCGAAUGUUGUCUUUGCACUGUACAGCAAUGAGAAUCAAUUGUUUGCAUUAGCAUGUAAACAAUUGCAGCCCCCAGAACUAUUAAAUCUAUAA